GGCCGGGCAUUGUGUGCCGCGGGUACCGGCGCGGCCCGGUGCCGGUAUAUAACCCCCCUCGCCUGCGUCCUCUCGAACACCGCCGCCGCCAUGAAGCUGCUUCUGUUUGUCUGCGUGUGUGCGCUGGUGGCCGCCGAGCCGCAGCCGGGCGUCCCGUCGACGCCGCAGCUGGCCGGCGUGCUGACCAACCUGUACCGCCGCUUCCUGCACACGGUGGCCCCCAAGCAGCUCGAGCUGCAGGAUGCGCUCGAUAUAAAGUGGAGCGAUGGCUUCCUCGCCGGACCUGCCUUCUAUUCUCCGAUCAAUGCCACUUUUGACGGCAAGGAGAGAACUGCGUUCUCCUUCAUCAACUUUCUGAUCAACCCAGGACAGGCGGGCCACCUGGGCCAGGGGAGCUGGGUGAAGAACGACGUCUCCGAGGUGGUUUUCAUGUACCACUACGGAGCAGCCGUGAAGGUGCAUCUGAUCUCCGAGGACGGCAGCUACAGAACGGAGGUGAUGGGGAACCCGCUGGACCACAAGGGCUCCAGGUUCCUGGUGUAUGUGCCACGGGCCACCUACAGCGUGUUCGAGUCGCUGUCGGGAGACGAGGCCACCUUCCACUCCUACAUUGACAUACCAGCGUGGUCCAGGGAGCAUCACCAGGAGUUUUCUGCCGAGGAGAUGGCGACCACCUUCCCUCAGCACGCGCAACUGUUUCACCACCUGGCCAAGCCGGGGCACCACGGCCACACUGCCCGACGUUAGACCUGGGGACAGCCGCGGCCCGCCGUCACUGAUAUCGCGCUGCAGGCACCGUCCUGACGCCAUUAUCCUGCGCUGAUGGCGACUGUAUCAUGGUGAAGGGGGUUUGACCUGUAGGCUGUGGUCUGUUAUACCUGCUAGAGUUUUCUUCAUGAAUAAAAAAGGAAAGGCGGUGUAGUAAGUGGCACGCCCUUUCAUAAAUGAAACAUAUCUAAGCUUCCAAUAUAUUUGUUACUGAUGAACCAUAUUCUGGUCACGUGAAACAUCCUCGCUCCCUUGCGCCUCGCAGCUGUACAGUGUACAGGGUGUCUCAAAAAAAGUGUCACGGUUUUGAACAUCUCCCAUUUCCUAACUACAUGACCUACAUCGUUCAAAUUUUCCAGAUUUAGUGGCAAUAUUAUGACAUUUUGUGUGGCAGAAUUUCAAGUUCCUAAGAAAAAUUGUUUUUGCACCAGAACAAAAAAUAAAAAACUCAAUAUUGGGCGCUAUAGGAGAUGGUAUACGUCACAGUCUGCCGACGAUUUCGCUAAGACUCCGGCUUUUGCUUGUUGCAUCCAGCAACAUGCUCGUCAGUAAUUAUCUACAACUAUUAGAGACCAAAAACGUCACGCAAAACAGACAAUGGAAUUGCAAUCACCCAUUAGUCUCAGAACAGCGCCGUUGCCAUGCCUGACUCUUUCGUCAAAAGCUGCAGUCGCUGACACCGUGCAAAGGACUUGUGACACACUGUCACAUUGCGCACACCCAGAAGCUGUGCACGUUUGAGUAGGAAUUUUAAAACUGUCCAUCAGCUAUCCUUUCUUCUCUUUAUGUGUUUCGGAACAAAACCGAGUAGAGGAUUUUGUCAUCAAAGAUGAAGCCGUCGACUGUCGAGGCAUUGAAUCUCGCGUCGUCUGAAAAUCAGUGUUGAUCGUUGACCAUGUUUGUGGCUGUGCUUCAGCUUGCUGCUGUGCUCCAGACGGCAGUUGUACACGGUGUUCUUACUUAUAAAGGUUUCAAAAAUGUAUUGCUGAGCUUGUUUCUGGAUUCAUGAUCAGGCGAAAGGGGCCCAGACUCUUCAGGAUCGACGGCAGGCUGUGACCUAUCAUCUCC
Amphibalanus amphitrite is the source of this 1836-nucleotide messenger RNA. RefSeq lists its product as uncharacterized. The transcript has 4 exons. Gene Ontology annotation, cellular component: intracellular anatomical structure. The coding region runs from base 91 to 747 and encodes 218 amino acids. The record is from RefSeq and is a predicted model, not a curated record. NCBI's taxonomy places the organism in Eukaryota, Metazoa, Arthropoda, Thecostraca, Balanomorpha, Balanidae.